Molecule: messenger RNA, 2587 nt
Organism: Lotus japonicus
Lineage: Eukaryota; Viridiplantae; Streptophyta; Magnoliopsida; Fabales; Fabaceae
Product: FT-interacting protein 7-like
Exons: 1
Coding region: 7-2403 (798 amino acids)
Source: RefSeq, a predicted model, not a curated record
GGAGGAAUGUUCACAAGUGGCACUGACCUUGUUGAGAUCCCUGACUACUUAUUUGUCAGGGUUGCCAGGGCCAGAGAUUUGCUUGCAUGUUAUGGCCAUAACAGUUGGGGUCCUUAUGUUGAGGUCAAACUUGGAAGGUUCAAGGGCACAACCCUUUCCUUCAGGGGUCAUUAUGAUCCAGAAUGGAAUCAAGUCUUUGCCCUUGACAAAGACCAAAUUGGAACUGAAGAGAAAACUCUUGAGAUUUUUGUCAAAGACAGUGCUUUUGGGAAUGGGAGGUAUGAGUUUGAUGAUUACAUUGGUAAGGUUUCAUUUGCUGUUUCUGAUAUUCCCAAAAAGUUUCCAAGUGAUAGUGCACUAGCACUCCAGUGUUUUGGGCUAAAGGAUCACAUAGGGCAAAGACGCAGGGGAGAGCUUAUGGUAUCUACUUGGAUGGGAACUCAAGCUGAUGAGGCAUUUCCUGAUGCAUUGCAUUUACAGCGAAUUGCUGAAUCAAUUGGUGUUUACGAUGUUACUAACACUCGCUCAGGGAUAUACAUUAUGCCUAGGAUUUGGUGUCUUAGGGUUAAUUUGAUUCAAGCCCAGGACUUGGUACUCCAAGAUGGAACUGAAAGUGAAAACUCACUGAUUUUCAUCCAAGCUACUUUGGGGAAUUUCACUUUUACUAGCAAAAUGGUGAACAGCAAUAAUGGAAACCCAACAUGGAAUGAAGAUUUGUUAAUUGCUGUGGCAGAGCAAGAGCAAUUUGAUCAUCAGCACUUGUUUCUCAGUGUGGAGGAACAAGGAACACAAGGAGGUCACAAGAGGUUAGGGACAUGUGUGAUUCCCAUUAAGAAUGAAGACAAGAGAUUAGAUGGUUCAUCUGUGCCAACUAAAACCUUUGGUGUUGAACUGCAUGGAGAAUCUGCAGGUGAGAUACUGGUGAAGCUUUCUUUGGAUGGUGGGUACCAUAUGUUUGAUGAUGAGCCUCAGUGUAGCAGUGAUUGGAAUCCAACAGCCAAGAAACUGUGGAGAGUCAAGGUUGGAGAUUUUCAGAUGGGGAUAUUGGAUGCUACAUUGCUUCCAGCCAUGAAACCGGGACGCACCGAUGCGUAUUGUGUUGCUAAAUAUGGCCCAAAAUGGGUUAAGACAAGAACAGUUGUGAAUAGUCUUUCUCCAAAGUGGAAGUGGAAUGAACAAUUCUCUUGGGAGGUCUAUGACCCCUCCACAUUCAUCACAGUUUCUGUUUUUGAUAAUUGCCAAUUACAUGAAGGAGAUAUCGCUUCAGGAGCAAUGGAUACAAGAAUGGGGAGGGUGAGAAUUUGUCUUUCAGAACUAGAAACCAAUAGACUUUACUCCUAUUCUUAUCCACUUGUAGAACUCCAACCUUCAGGGCUGAAGAAGAUGGGGGUGAUUCAUUUGGCCUUCAGGUUUUAUUGUCCGAGUAUGAUUAAUCUCUGCAAAGUCUACACCUUACCACAGCUUCCGGCACUGCAUUUUUCCAAUCCACUGUCUCCAUCUCAGUUGAGUGGUUUGAGGAAACAAACUGUGUUGCUUGUGGCAUCAAAGAUGAGCAAGAAUGAAUCGCCGCUGAGAAGAGAGGUUGUCGAAUACAUGCUGGAUUCGCGUGAGAUCGCGUGGAGCAUGAGGCGAGGCAGAGCUGACUUUGAAAGGGUGAACAUUCUCGUGAGCAAGGUCACUGCCGUAUUCGCUCAACUCGACGACAUACGCAAGUGGAAAAACCCAUAUGCAACAGUCUUAGCUUGUGUUAUUCUCCUCCUUGUGGUUUGUCACCCUCAACUCUUGCUCCCCACAAUGUUUUCUAUGAUGAUCGUGUACCUGAAUCAGAAUUUGUAUCAGCAGUAUCAAUUCAUAUUCAAAGGAGUUUGUUCGGUUUUCUUCUUCCUUGUGGCUAUCUUUUGCUAUUUUUAUGUUCCCCCUCAACGCUUGCUUGCCACAGUGAUUUGUUUAAUGAUCCUGAUCAAUGUGCUUCAGCUGUGUCUAAGGAAGCCAAGAAAAUUGUCUCAAGUAGAUUUACAACUGUCUCAUGUUCACACAGCAAAUGUAGAUGAAUUGGAAGAAGAGUUUGAUCCAAUUCCUUCCAAAUUUGGAGACAACAUCAUGAGGAAUAGGUAUGAUAGGUUGAGAAUUGCUGCUGGAAAAUAUGUAGCACUGAUGGGUGAUUUGGCCACAAAAGGUGAGAAGCUGGAAUCUCUCUUGAGCUGGGAGGACUUCACAGCUUCAUUGUUAACUAUGAUUUUUUUCUUGGUAAUGGGGAUUGUUAGUUUCAUUUUUCCUCUCAAAGUUAUUGUGAUUUUUUGGUUGCUUUAUUUGCUGAGGCAUCCAAUAUUUCGUUCACCCUUUCCUUCACCUCUUGAAAAUUGGUUAAGAAGGAUGCCUUCAAAACUAGAUAGAAUGAUAUGAGACUGAAUCUCAGUCAAUAGUUUUUUUUUCUUAGAGAGAGGGAAGCCAAAAUUGAUGUACAAUAUAUUCAUCAACCUAUCUAUGUAGUUCUUCAAUUUUAUUUUCUUACCAAUCAAUUGAUUUUAUUUUAUUUUUGUUGCGUGUGUUAGUGUUCUUCUUCAUCUGUGUGUGGUUCCAAGUUAUA